Molecule: messenger RNA, 3189 nt
Organism: Trachemys scripta elegans
Lineage: Eukaryota; Metazoa; Chordata; Testudines; Emydidae
Gene: TMEM64
Product: transmembrane protein 64
Exons: 3
Coding region: 425-1513 (362 amino acids)
Source: RefSeq, a predicted model, not a curated record
CUGGGCGCCGCCCCCUGCUCGGCACGGCCGCCGCCGGAUUUGCCACAUCUGCACUGCCGGGCUCAGCGUCCUCCGGAGCCGAGCGCGCUGGGAGAUGGAGCCCCGCUGCCGCCAGGGCCGCCCCCCAGGACUUCCCAUCUGCCAGGGCCGCCAGCCCGGAGCCGCCGCCUAAACCCGAGCCGCCGCCCGCGCGCUCAGCACCCGGGACCCGCCCGGCCUCCGCGAAGCGCGCGCGUCUCUCUCCCGCCGCCGUCAGCAGCUCGGUCUCUUCGUCGCCGCGGGAGCCGGGCCAUGGCGGGGCGAUGAACGAGCGGCCGCCCCUGCCCAGUGGCUUCGGGGAGCGGGGACUGGCCCAGCGCGGCGGCUCGAUCCCCGCCCGGCGGAGCGCGCUGCCGGGCUAGAGCCGGCUGCCGGGCCCGGCGGCAUGUGGAGCUCCGGGGGCGCCGUGCUCCAGCUCCUCUGCCGGGCCGCCAAGUUCGCGGCUGCCCAGGGAGCCCGGCAGGACCUCAGCCGCUGGCUGGCCCGGGCAGGCGGAGGCGGGGAGCCGGCCGGCGGAGCCCAGGGAGACACGGCUGGGCUCCUGCGCGGGCCGUACCCGGAGCAGAACGGGCUGCAGCACUCGGAGCUGCUGCUGUGCCAGCUGCCCGAGGCGGGUGGCGCGGGGCCCGGGCUGCCCGAGGCCAGGACGUGGCGCUGCUCGUGCUGCCUGCUGGGCACCUGCUGGUGCAAGAGCUGCCUGGGCGUGUGCGUCCUGGCCGCGCUGUGCUUCGCCUCGCUGGCCCUGGUGCGCCAGUACGUGCGGGACCUGCUGCUCUGGGCCGAGAGCCUGGACAGCGUGGCCGGGGUGCUGCUCUUCACCGUGGGCUUCAUCGUGGUCUCCUUCCCCUGCGGCUGGGGCUACAUCGUGCUGAACGUGGCCGCCGGCUACCUGUACGGCUUCGUGCUGGGCAUGGGGCUGAUGGUGCUCGGGGUCCUCAUCGGCACUUUCAUCGCCCACGUGGUCUGCAAGAAGCUGCUGGCCCGCUGGGUGCUAGCGAGGAUCCAGGGCAGCGAGAAGCUCAGCGCCGUUAUCCGCGUAGUAGAGGGAGGAAGCGGCCUCAAAGUGGUGGCCCUGGCCAGGCUCACGCCCAUCCCCUUCGGGCUCCAAAACGCGGUGUUCUCGAUUACAGAUCUAUCGUUACCCAACUAUCUAAUGGCUUCCUCAGUUGGACUGCUUCCUACUCAGCUCCUAAACUCCUACUUAGGCACCACCUUGCGAACUAUGGAAGAUGUCAUUGCAGAGCAAAGUGUUAGUGGCUAUUUUAUAUUUACUUUACAGAUUGUUAUAAGCAUCGGUCUCAUGUUUUAUGUUGUUCACCGAGCUCAAGUGGAAUUGAAUGCAGCUAUCGUAGCAUGUGAAAUGGAAAUGAAAACUUCCUUUGCUCCAGGCAGCCAACCAAGCAUCACUUCUUCAACAACAUUCUGCAACAAGAGGACAAUAACAUUUUCAGGGGGUGGGAUCAAUAUUGUGUGAUUUAAAGUAUUAAAAAUGUAAGGUUUUGUAAAUGUAAGCUAUUACCUAGAAAUGUCUACGGACAACUAUAACCAGUGUAAAAAAACAAAAAACCCAAAUGGUUACAGGUUGUACUGUGACACAGACCAACUCACCAGUUAUUAAAUUGCACAAGGAGGGUGAUAUUUAGCAAGGAACAAUAGAUGGUUAACCAACUUUGAAAUGUAGAUGCAAAUUACUGCACCUUUUGUCCUUUAUUAUGCCUGUCAUGAUCUGUAGCCUGCACUUUAGAUUUUGUUUUGUGUUUGUUCCAAGAAACUGAUAAAAAUGGCCCAGAGGUAAAUAUUUUUCUGCUUAGCAUUAUUUAUAAUGUUGAAUAAUUAUAUACAGUAGAUCUUUAUUACUGAUAAAGAUGAAUGAGUAAAAAGUAUGCAGUUCAAUGUACAAUACUCUUGAAUGUGCUUUGCUUUGGAAAUAUUUCCAGAAAUGAGAUAGUGUAUUACUUUGCUAAUUAUGGGACCAUUUGACUUUUCCUUCAUUUUUUAUUUUAAAAAAGAGAACCUUAUAUAAAUUUUUGGUUGAAUGUAUUUUUGUAAAUCAUUGAAAUGUUGCAGAGCCACUUGUACUUAUUCACACAAGCUUAAAUCCUACAUUGUGGGACUGAAGUGCUCUUAAAUAACAUUUUAAGUUACACUGUAAUAUGCAAAGUAAAAGGGAAACUAUAGAGGACAUAAUGGGUUAUGGUGAAUAUAGCACUAUUUGAGGGAGAACUCAUAAAUUAUCUGCUCCAGUGACUUUACCACAUGGAUUGUAACAAAAGGGCUGUUCCAUUGCAAUUCUAUUUAUAAAUGUUUUUAAAAAAAAUUAUUUGAAGGAUGGAUUUUUUGUUUUCAUUGCGCGUGAUGCAUACAGUAAGAAUAGGGAUCUAAAUCUCUCCCUGCCACAAAAAUGUUGGGAUACUAGCAUAAUUGGUCUUAGACUAAGGUGGCCUUUAUUAUAUAGUGGUGAAGAUCCUUUAUUCCUUUUAAAAAUGCUUUAAAAUCAAACUAAUUCCAGUCACGCUUCCCCCCCCCAUUACAUUUUUAAAAUAUUUAAACUAUUGUACCCUUAGGUAGAAAUGCAAACUAGAGGCUUUCCUUCAGAUCAGUUAAUAGAAAAGGACAGCAAUGUCUUUGAGACUCAGGAAUUCAGAAUCCAUUUUGAAAAAGACAAAAUUAUACUAGAAUUAUGGGAUAGUGCUCCUUUUGUGUGAGCUGUGGAUUGUUCUUCAGUAUGUUAGUGCUUGUGUGUGUAGAUACAGUACCUUUGUGUUUAUACAUAUAUGUAUGUGAGAGUUACAUACUGUAGAUAUACAUAUAAACACUACUCAGCUGCCUCAAACAGAUGAAAAGUAACUGGCACAAAAAUAGCUUGAUUUAUUACCUUUUCUUUUGAGAAAUGACCUUUGUAGUUAUUUUGCUUUAAGCUGUAAAAAUCAUUUCUGGUCUUUUGAUAUUUUGUGUUAGAAUGUAAUUGCUUAUUACAGUGCCUCCUUUGUGUAAGGCUGUUCUUAGGAUGUGCAAGCACAGGAUUUACCAGUGAUUAAAUAAAUCACUUGCUGUAGAGGACAAGGGCCUUAAAGGUAGCUGGGAAGCAGAGAUUUGAUAACUUUUUAACAGUCUUAUAGUGAGGAUGUAUCAUACUUAAAAAAAAAAAAA